Molecule: messenger RNA, 1414 nt
Organism: Oncorhynchus nerka (sockeye salmon)
Lineage: Eukaryota; Metazoa; Chordata; Actinopteri; Salmoniformes; Salmonidae
Product: tRNA selenocysteine 1-associated protein 1-like
Exons: 7
Coding region: 111-722 (203 amino acids)
Biological process (GO): selenocysteine incorporation
Cellular component (GO): nucleus
Molecular function (GO): tRNA binding
Source: RefSeq, a predicted model, not a curated record
ACGGCACACCCCCAACCACCAGCCACAAAUCCUCUAGAUGGCAGUCUGUAGAUUUACCACAGUGUGUUAUGAAGCUCCACUUACGUUGGUGAUCUGAAAUUGUAAACAAAAUGAGUUGCUUAUGGAUGGGUAAUCUAGAGCCUUACAUGGAUGAGAAGUUCAUCUCUCGUGCAUUCGCCACCAUGGGAGAGCUUGUGGUGGGGGUGAGAAUCAUCCGGAACAAAAUGAACUGGGGUGCGGCAGGCUAUUGCUUUGUUGAGCUGGCGGACGAUGCCACUGCUGAGAGGUGUCUCAGGAAAGUCAACGGAAAGCCUCUCCCUGGAGCCACACCGCCGAAGAGGUUCAAACUAAACCGCGCCACGUACGGAAGACAAGGAGAGAACAGAGGUGGUUACUCAGACAACGGGUACAAUCAGCCAUACUCAUACAACAACAGCCAGUACUACCAACAGUACCCUGACUACUACUCCAACUGGGGCUAUGACCAGAACACGGGCAGCUACGGAGGUUACAACUACAACCACUAUGACUAUAGCAACCAGGGUUAUGGGGAGACUGAAGAUGAUGGAUUGGAGUACCCCAUGGUGGCACUGGAUGUGGUGGCAGCCAACAGGCAGUACAUGGAGGAGAGUGAGGAGCUGUAUGAUGCCCUCACAGACUGCCACUGGCCUGCCCUGGAGCCUCCUGGUCCUACUGCUGCUGCCCCAUCCAAGGCACAGUAGAGCUAGCAGACCCCCUGGUCGACAGACAGCAACAGUCAGACUCUCUCAACCUCUCGAUGUGGAUUGUUUGGAACAGCCCAGUGUGAAGGUUCAAAGGGUAAAGGCAUCUCGUCCUGCCUGCCAAGAGUAGCUGGUCUUCAGUGUCUCGUACACUUGCAAUGGGCUAAGCUAAGCGAACAGACCACAGUGUAUGAUUCGUGUGAACCCAGCUCCAGUGACUGAAAGGAUGCCCCCCUCAUGUUUGAAUUUGUAUUUUUAUUGCUCACCCCCACUCAUUUUUGGGGGGUUAUUGGGCACUGGUUUGGUUCCAAUUGCCCAAUGAACAGGCUUUUUCAUAUUUAUUGUCCACACUGGAAAAUAGAAUAAGAUUGAAAUAUAAUCCCUAUUCGACACCCUAUUCUACCUAUUGAUUAUCUAUCUAGGGUCACUUGCUUCUUAUUGUGGAGUGGAAGACUGUGUAGUGGGUGUUUUAAACCUUUCUCCUCCACGUUAUAAUUUGAAAGCUGUGGUACAGACAAUUGUUGAUUCUGCUUUAUGUAAAUACUCGUCAACAGAAGACAAUGUGGAAGUGCGUGUAUUCACUUUAUAAUAUCUUACAUGAAUAAUACAUUAUAAAUGCUUAAUAAAUUCAUAUAAAUGCUUUUACGUUUUUUAAUAUAAUGAAAUAUUUUAAUAAAUAGGUUAUGAAUGCU